Molecule: messenger RNA, 645 nt
Organism: Effrenium voratum
Lineage: Eukaryota; Dinophyceae; Suessiales; Symbiodiniaceae
Source: the annotation of a GenBank genome assembly
AUGAAGUGGGUGGUGACCGCCCCAGAGCUUCUGGGCGACUCCUCCGAAGUCAUGGCUCGCAUUGCGUCCCGUGCGUGGUGGCCUUGGGAGGCGCAUCUGGGCAGCAACACCUGUGCCUCCGCGCUGGGUGCUGCGCCCUUCGCCACCAUGCCGCCCUGGCACGGCGGCGCCGCGUUGCUGCGCGGCGCCCGGGUGAACUGGGAGGUGGCCAGCCCGGACGGCGAGUUCCGAGAGGCGAAAAGCAUGGUUGUGGAGAUGGACUGUCCCGAUGAGGCGCAGGUCUGGGCGCGCAGGGAAGCCUCCCACCCCUUCGUGGGCACCUACCAGCGCUGCGGGCUCUUGGCCUCUCGCCCGUACUUCCUGCAAACCCGGGCCUCGGCCAAGGAGGCAAGGAAAGAGGAGAGAAUGGACGGCGAGGUCCCCCGCUACGCGCUUUGGUACGGGGAGGACAAUGAGCAAUGGGUCAUCACGGAGGAGUUCAGGCUCACCGACGAGCUGGUGGUGGAUGCGCGGUGCAAAGACAGCGCCUGGAUGCCGUGGCAGGCGUCGGCCAACUGGGAAGUUUCAGAUGGUGACCGCGGCUUUGUGGAGGACAUCUACGUCAGGGUGGAAGAGAUGCUGACCACCAUGGAGCCAACCUUGUAG